ACAACGCUUAAACAUUUCGCUCCACGCUUUUGUCGAAGCGUUCAAAACAGAAAAAAAAAUAUAUACAUCUUACGGUAUGCGGUUGCAAUUCUCCUAUAAAUGUGGAUGGGCAUUUGGAAAGGCGAGAACUUAAAGUGAAACUUUCGAUUUUCCGAACUUAUGGUUCCUACCACGCUAAAUUUAUACAGAUCAGGGAGGUGAAACUAGAAAUGUAAAUAAAAAAAAGAACCGCCAUAACUUCUUUUUUUCCAUACCGUGAAGUCCAAGGCCACCGUUUCGCUUGGGGUACGCAGAUUGAAAGUUCGAGUUCGGCGACUGCUUUUUCGAGCAAUUUACCUGGCUUUUCCGUUGUACUUUUCAGUCGGAACUGAAUCACCCCUUGCACGUGGAGCGACGGUAGUGGUUGACAAUGACUUUCAAAACAUAAACAUUCAGCGAUUUCUUCAUUUUCAACAAUGAAGAAAAAUAAAUAUAAAGAUGAUUAAAAUCCUCAUUGGCCAGGGGUUACCUGCAUCUCCAGAAAAAUGGACAAAGUUCCGAUCUUGAGGCGUCUUCCUAGGCGCAUGGUUGUGUGCCUGCACUUUACGUGUGCAAUUCUUGGAGCUGGCGCAUUGUUCACUCUUUACUUAGAAAGUGAGACUACAAUCACUUCAACCGUCCCAAAUGUCUUGACGACUGAAAAAGUGGCCUCUGAAUCAUCGAGAAACCCCCGAUUUUCAUCCUCAAAACAAGAUGCAAAAAUUGUGCCUCCAGGCUGGUCCUGGACAUCGAGUUAUAUCAUUCCAUCAACAAAUGGAACGAAGAAUUCUGAUUCUCUUACGAGCAAAAAUAGUUCAGUUCCACUUGCUUCUCGCCAUUACACAGCAUUCCAUGAUAAAACUAAAUAUAUUUAUGUGAAUUCUGCUUCAACCACUUCUACUUACCGUCCAGCAAGGCUCACAUAUGGUGUCGUUAAAAAAAGACCCACCCCAACGCCAAUCCCUGACACCUGUCAGUCUUCUAGUAUGACAGAUGUUAAACUUAUCCUCCUCUGGACACCUUUCUUUGGCUUUUGGGGUUACUUUCCUCAAGAGGGCUUUCAACAGUGCAGCCGUUGCCGAAAUUGUCAGGUUACUACUGACAGGUCCAAACUCGAAGAAAGCGAUGCAGUGAUAUUCCAUGCCAGAGACAUGUCGCUUUCUGAUUUGCCACCAGUUAGAUAUCCUCAUCAGCGCUGGAUAUACUAUUGUUUAGAAUCUCCUCCUUAUUCAGAUUUUCCUGGACUGCUACAUAUGAGAAAUAUGUUCAAUUGGACUAUGACAUACAGAUCAGAUUCUGAUAUUGUUGUACAGUAUGGAAUGGUUGUGAAAACUCACCCAAGGAAAAUCGACAUGCAGACCUUACUGUGGUCAUUCAGAAACAAAUCUAAAUCUGUCGUGUGGAUGAGUAGCCACUGUCCUACAGAUGGUGGCCGCGAUUCUUAUGUAAAAGAACUGCGCAAGUACAUUGACGUGGAUGUUUACGGAACAUGUGGUACUUUGAUUUGUCCACCCGAAUCCACAGGGAAAUGCUUGCAAGAGUUCUCCGACAAGUACAAGUUCUUCUUGGCUUUUGAGAACACCAUCUGCAAAGAUUACAUAACAGAAAAAUUCUUUAGAACUUUGAAAUACAACAUCAUACCUGUUCUGUUUGGCGGCGCCAAGUACGACAAGUUCGCGCCACCGGCUUCGUACAUAGAUGCCUUAAGCUUUAAAUCUCCUAAACAUUUGGCAUUCUUCUUGUCUGGUGUUGGCAAAGAUUUUAAGCUCUACAGCAGUUAUUUCCGAUGGAAAAAGAACUAUUCUGUGGUACUUAGCAGUCAAAAAGAAUGUGAUUUAUGUGCAUUAUUGCACAGAACUGACUUGAAACCAUCUUCUUAUUACGAUAUAAGAAAAUGGUGGGUUGGCGAGUCCAACUGUCGAACAUGGAAACCAAAACGAUGAAAACUGACUAUUUUGAAACUCAUGAUGGUAUUCGUCCCAAUGAUACGAAAGAUUUUUCCAUUUGUAGCUACGCCAGGAAAUCGUAACUGAUCAUAUUUGUUUGUGUUUUUAUAUUUUUAUUUUGUUAAAAUAUAUUUUUUAUUGAUUUGUGAAAAAAAUAGCUUAUUUUGUUUAUGACUCACAUUUUUUUAUUUAAUUAGAAGUAAAUAAAAUCAUAUCUUUGUUUA
Messenger RNA from Argiope bruennichi, 2188 nucleotides. Its product is annotated as alpha-(1,3)-fucosyltransferase C-like. Bases 525 to 1961 code for a protein of 478 amino acids. The record is from RefSeq and is a predicted model, not a curated record. The transcript has 3 exons. NCBI's taxonomy places the organism in Eukaryota, Metazoa, Arthropoda, Arachnida, Araneae, Araneidae. Gene Ontology annotation, cellular component: membrane. Gene Ontology annotation, molecular function: alpha-(1->3)-fucosyltransferase activity.